Messenger RNA from Charadrius vociferus (killdeer), 2832 nucleotides. Its product is annotated as complement receptor type 2-like. The record is from RefSeq and is a predicted model, not a curated record. Lineage: Eukaryota; Metazoa; Chordata; Aves; Charadriiformes; Charadriidae. The transcript is spliced from 17 exons. The coding region runs from base 1 to 2832 and encodes 943 amino acids.
AUGCUAAACCCCCCCUUGUACGCGCCCGCAGGUAUCGUCUGCGAUCCGCCCCCGCACAUCCCCCACGGGAGUCACAGCGGGCACUUGAGGGACACCUUCUCCUACACGGACGUGGUCACCUACACCUGCGACCCCGGCCACCCGCUGGCUGGAGACCCCUCCAUCUGCUGCACCACGGAGGAUGGGGAGCACGGCGUGUGGAGCGGGCCGCCGCCGCGGUGCGGAGAGGAGAAUUGUCCUCCCCCUCCAGGCAUCGCCAACGGGAAGCACAGCGGCCGCCCCUCGGACACCUUCCGUCCAGGCUCGGCGGUGCAGUACACCUGCAGGGAUGGCUACUCCCUCAUCGGGAACGCCUCCAUUACCUGCACCGCCGGGGGAACGUGGAGCCGGCCCCGGCCCCGAUGUGAAGCAACCGGCUGCAAAAGACCGGAGAUUGAGAACGGAAGAACGACUGGGCUGGAGACUGCGUACAAACUCGCAGACAUCGUUGUCUUCGAGUGCAAUUUUGGUUACGCCUUGAAGGGCUCUCAAGAGUCUCAGUGCCAGUUUGGGGGGACGUGGGACCCUCCUGUCCCCAUCUGCGAGAAAAUGCUACAGUGUCCUUCCCCUCCAAUUAUCAAAAACGGCCAGCAUGAGAGCAAGGAUGUGAAAGUCUUCAUCCCUGGAAUAUCAGUGAAGUACAGCUGUGACCCGGGGUAUGUCCUCACCGGGAAAACAACCGUUUCUUGUUUGACAUCUGGAAGCUGGAGCAUCCCUUACCCCCGCUGUGAAGUCAUCACCUGCACGAGCCCCGACAUCCCCAAUGGAGAUGUGGCUGAAGGACAGAGCGCUGAGUACCACCCCGGGGACAACCUCACCUUCCAGUGCCACCCGGGCUACGUGCUGCGGGGCAGCCGUCAAGCCAAGUGCCAGCGCGAUGGCCGCUGGGUGCCCGCUGUCCCCACCUGCGAGCCGGGGAGAAAGUGUGAUCACCCCGGAGAACCAGAGAACGGCAGAGUUAUAGUCGUAACAGAUCUCUUCUUCGGCUCAACCGUGAAUUACACCUGCAACGAAGGACCUUCCAAGGCAAAGACUGAGAGCAUCACCGCUGAGACGGGUUCAUCCCCGACGGUUCACUUCCUGGGAGCCGUGUGUGCCCUGCAGACCCCGCGUGCUGCUGCAGCGCCGAUGCUAAAACCCACCUUGUACGCGCCCGCAGGUAUCGUCUGCGAUCCGCCCCCGCACAUCCCCCACGGGAGUCACAGCGGGCACUUGAGGGACCCCUUCUCCUACGCGGACGUGGUCACCUACACCUGCGACCCCGGCCACCCACUGGCUGGAGAGCCCUCCAUCUUCUGCACCACGGAGGACGGGGAGCCCGGCGUGUGGAGCGGGCCGCCGCCGCAGAACACCUUCUCCUACGCGGGCGUGGUCACCUACCCCUGCGACCCCGGCCACCCGCUGGCUGGAGAGCCCUCCAUCUUCUGCACCACGGAGGACGGGGAGCACGGCGUGUGGAGCGGGCCGCCGCCACGGUGCGGAGUGUCGCAGUGCCCUCACCCUCCAGCCAUUGCCAAUGGAAAGCACAGUGGUGAAGCCACACCAGUUUUCAUCAGCGGCAUGUCCGUAAACUACACCUGUGAUCCCGGCUACCUUCUUGUUGGAGAGGCACAGCUCAACUGGCGGCUGUGUCCCUCCCCAUCGGCGAUUGACCAUGGCCAGCAUGAUGGUGAGGAUGGGGAAGUGUUCACCCCUGGAAAGUCCGUAAAUUACAGCUGUGACCCCGGCUAUUAUCUUCUUGGAAAAACAACUCUGUACUGUACAGUCAAUGGAACCUGGAGCAUCCCUUACCCCCGCUGUGAAGUCAUCACCUGCACGAGCCCCGACAUCCCCAAUGGAGAUGUGGCUGAAGGACAGAGCGCUGAGUACCACCCUGGGGACAACCUCACCUUCCAGUGCCACCCCGGCUACGUGCUGCGGGGCAGCCAUGGGGGUGAAGAACAGCGCGCUGAGUACCACCCUGGGGACACCCCCACCUUCCAGUGCCACCCCGGCUACGUGCUGCGGGGCAGCCGUCAAGCCAAGUGCCAGCGCGAUGGCCGCUGGGUGCCCGCUGUCCCCACCUGCGAGCCGGCGCUGCCGUGUCCUCCGCCUCCCGUCAUCGCCCACGCCACGCACAGCGCGGAGCUCGGGGCAAACUUCACCAGCGGCAUGUCCGUGAGCUACAGCUGCCAGCCCGGCUUCUCCCUCCUCGGAGACCCCUCCGUCUCCUGCACGGCCUCGGGGCACUGGAGCCUCCCGUACCCACUCCCCCCGCGCGGCGGGGGGGGCCGGCUGCUGCCGCGGCUCCCCGUGGCCCCGGGGCUGGCCGAGCGUCCCUCCCUGCUGCAAUGUCCUUCACCUCCAAAUAUUGACAAAGGAAAUCACAGCAGCCAGGGCUUGGAGGUUUUCACUCCUGGGAUGGCCGUAAAUUACAGCUGUGACCCUGGCUACAGCCUCCUGGGAGAGCCUUCGAUCUACUGCACCGACUCUGGGAACUGGAGCCUCCCUCCUCCGCGCUGUGCAGGUGGCUGUGGAGCACCUCCAAACUUAACGUUUGCUGUGCUAACUGCGGAAUACAAAAACCUGACAGAGUUUCCUGUUGGGAACACGGUGCAAUACCGCUGCCAGCCGGGAUACAAUGGGAGAGUAUCUGUUCUCAAGUAUCACUACGCAUACAAAGACACUGUUACCUUUAAGUGCCAUAAAGGUUUCACCUUGCGAGGCCAUGGCACGGCCCAGUGCCGAGCUGAUGGAACGUGGGAUCCACCGGUACCACUCUGUGAGCGGGGAGAUGAGCCAGGUUUUGGGUAA